Messenger RNA from Mytilus trossulus (common blue mussel), 842 nucleotides. RefSeq lists its product as uncharacterized. The record is from RefSeq and is a predicted model, not a curated record. Bases 245 to 778 code for a protein of 177 amino acids. NCBI's taxonomy places the organism in Eukaryota, Metazoa, Mollusca, Bivalvia, Mytilida, Mytilidae. The transcript has 3 exons.
ACGGCCAAACAAAAGACAACCAUACAAACUCCACCUUCAGUGUGUUUAUUGUCUGAAAAUAAGAUAUUUUCUAUUUUGAAAUAAAAGACUGGUUAUAAAUUCUAUUGUACUGUGUCUAGUAUCCUAGUCUUUAGUGACGCCAACGGAUUACAUAAACCAAAAAAAUGGAAAACGCUCCAUUAUAUAUAAUGAUGAAGUCUAAACAUUGUCCACGGGAGACAGUUGAAUAUAGGAAGAGAUAAACAUGGAAUGUGUAAAGAUGAUCCUCACUUUAACUCUAUUGGUACUGUUAAAGGAAAGUAAGGGGACACCAAGAUGGACGAACAGAGAUUUAUAUCCAUCUUGGAAUUGGCAACAUGUAAAAAGAAGUGAAACAGUACAGGGCAUUAGAGACGACAGUUACCGAGGACAGAAUACUUUCUCAUCUUGCUUAAAAAUCCUGGCCAUGGAACUAUAUCAUAGUGGGGAUCCCCAAAGAUUUCUUCUGGUAGAUCAAGAAGGCAUUUUGAAUAAAGAAUCUGAGACUACAGGAAAACCAAUUACUGUAGUGGUUUCCGAAAUAGAUCAUAGUACUCCUGUAACAAUCACAGGACUGGGUCCCUUUUCUACAUCUCAACUCACAAAACAAGUUGUGAUGAUACCAGGUAGUGGAAAGUGUGCCAAAGCCACCAUUACGUCACACGAACUGUUGCUGCUUGGUUUUAAUAUAACUAAACAGAUCCAGGUAACAGUGCCGACACCCUACGGACAGAUUGAUAUGGCUCAAGCGGUGAUGUAACUGGUGAACCAUGAAAGGAGAAACAUUCAGAUAAAGACUAAAAGAAAGAUAAGACAACUGGAAG